CUUUUUCUAUAGGGCCAUUGCUCAAAAUAGAAAUGCUUUGAUGAAAAUGGGUAUCACUCAUGUCUUAAAUGCUGCCCAUUCCAAGCAAGGCAGCAUUGGUGACCAGAGUUAUUACGGCAAUACAAUUGUGUAUUAUGGCAUCCCAGCAGAAGACUCUUCAUCAUUUGAUCUUAGUGUGUACUUUAAACUGGCGGCUGAUUUCAUCCACAAAGCCUUGAGGAAGAAGAACGGAAAAGUGCUUGUUCAUUGCAUCAUGGGAAUGAGUCGGUCUGCCACACUGGUUCUAGCAUACCUUAUGCUGCGUCAGCGUCUUACUCUCCCUACUGCCAUCCAAACAGUUGUACUGCGACGAGCAGUCUAUCCUAACAGGAACUUUUUGAGCCUUCUCCUGGAUUUGGACAUUCAGCUACAUAGAAAGCGAAUGCUGUGUCCUAUUCUCUGACAGAAAAACACAUAUGUCAUGAACACAGAUACACAUGCAUUUAUUUUAUAUAACUAAAGGGUGAGGAGGUAUGUAUAUAUAUAUAUACAGUAUAUAUAUAUAUAUAUACUGUAUAUAGUUUCAUAGUAAAACUUGUGCCUUUCAGGUUUAGUGUAUGUAUAGACCAUCUUUGUACUUUUCCAUACAUUUACAAGGUUAUUAAAUAGUUUAGCUAUAAAACACUUUAAUAUUGAAUGAAAGCUUUAAUAUUUUAACUUAAUUGACAUCUGACAUGUUUUCAGUCAUAUUAACAUGGGUGACUUUAAUGUACAAUGUAGUGUAAAUAAAGUAAAUGAGAAUGUUUCUUUUUUAUGAAAGUCUAUAUGAUAUAUUCAGUUUGCAGCUCUAUGAACCACAGCACACAAGUGCCACAUGCUCCUCACACUGUAAAUAAUAUUUAACAGUGGGGUCAGUAUUCAGCGUAGAAUACCAAAUUAAGCAGUAUUAAAUGAUUGAAUUGUGGUUUAUUAUUCAGCUGCAGAGAAAACCCUCACUGUGAGCAGUAUUAGCUUUUACAUUGCUUUUGGCAGCCACAUUUGGAGAAAUAUGCAGGCCAAGCACAACACUCUUCUGUUGACUCAAUCCUAAAAGCCUUGUUUAAAUGACUGAGCAGCAUUCGCUGAUGUGAUUUUAAUGCACCUUUUUGUUUUAAUAGCAGAAUAAUGUGUUUCAUUCAGCUCAUUGAUUCACAGAAGUUCCUUUGUUAUCUUGGAGAAUAUUUAAUGGUGUAUAAAUGCACAGUUUUGUUAAAUGCACUGUAUACUUACAUUUAAUUGCACAUUAGACUCAAUUGACUAUGAGCAGGAUGAAUAUUGAAUUUAUUACACUGUUAGAUAUAUCUGCCUACGUUAAGUAUUUUUGAAAGUUUAAUAACUGCACUAGUGGAUUUACAUUCAGAUGUUUCAUACAAACAAGG
Molecule: messenger RNA, 1397 nt
Organism: Sinocyclocheilus rhinocerous
Lineage: Eukaryota; Metazoa; Chordata; Actinopteri; Cypriniformes; Cyprinidae
Product: dual specificity protein phosphatase 13-like
Exons: 2
Coding region: 41-442 (133 amino acids)
Biological process (GO): negative regulation of MAPK cascade; protein dephosphorylation
Cellular component (GO): cytoplasm
Molecular function (GO): MAP kinase phosphatase activity; protein tyrosine/serine/threonine phosphatase activity
Source: RefSeq, a predicted model, not a curated record